CAUCUCUAGAUAGAGUGCAGCACCUAAUCAAACCAUUUGCGACCGUAAAUACAUUCCAAAUGCUCCGCUGAAGUUAAAUCUUAUCGCAGCAGUCGCACAUCGCAUUCCGUACGAAUCGCAACCGCUAACACAAAUUCGGAAAAUCCGUAAAAUGUCAGUGGCGCACCUGGUGUUUCUGGCAGUUGGCCUACUAGCCAGCUACGCGUUUGCGGGCGUUCCUCUUCCGCGAUACGAGGCGCUCCUCAAGCAGCAAUCCGCUCCGGCGGAUCCCACCUUGGGUCUCUAUGACGACACGGACAAGGUGAUCCGCCUGACGGUAAACAACUUCAAUGCUACCGUGGUGGACCAAAAUCGCGGUGCUCUUGUCGAGUUUUACAACACAUACUGCGGUCAUUGCCGCAGAUUUGCGCCCACCUACAAAAAGGUAGCGGAACACUUGUUACCCUGGUCCGAGGUACUCAUCGUAGCGGCAAUCGAUUGUGCCGCCGAAGAGAACAACGGCAUUUGCCGUAACUACGAAGUGAUGGGCUAUCCCACGCUCCGUUAUCUGGGUCCGGGUUUCCAACCGAGUGACCAGCACUACGGGCUGAAUGUAAUGUCGCAGGAUGUGAACGAGAUUCGUGAACUACUGGCGGGCAUGGUGGCCGCAGAGAAUCUAACUAGUAACCAAAACAACUCUUACUGGCCAAAUCUCCACUACUUAACGGAAAAUGAUUCCGCCAGCAGUGUGUUCGAAGGUCUCAGCAGCGCCAGGCAGUACGUGGCAGUUGUCCACGAGCCGGAAAACACCACUUUAGGCAUUGAGGUGGCACUAUUUAUGACCCCAUGGCCAGCGGUGGAGGUCCGCCGUGUCAUCGACCCUGCGGUCGCUGCUAAGUUUAAGAUUGAUCCUGCCAAUUCACCUCUCAGUGUAGUUAAUCGCAAGGGAGAAAUUACGACAUACUCACCAGAAUAUGCCAACGGAGAAUCCUAUGCGAAAAAGCUGGAAGAAAUUCUAGGAAAAAAGAACAUAACUCCCAGGCCAGUGAAGCAACAUCAACAGCCAACUACGCCAGUUAAUAUCGCGGGACAAAGCGAACUGAUCAAGGAAGUUCAUCGAAAUAAGCACUUCAUCUACCAGGCCGAUCUCGAGCAGGCUAUUCGCACAAUACUGCACAAUGAGGUGUCCAAGGUGAGCGAUAUUAGCGGUGAGAAACUGCUCGCUCUUCAGCGGUUCCUGGUGGUGCUACAGCGUUACAAUCCUCUGGGCUCUAAUGGGCACCAUUUGGUGUCACAACUUAAGGACUACGUGGUGCAGUUUCAUAGUGAACUGAAGGGUAGUCAGUUCGAAGAAGAGGUAAAGCGUAUGGAAGCCCAAUUGUCGCCCGUUUAUUCCUCCACUCAUUUUGUGGGAUGUGCUGGAUCGAGUCCUCGCCUGCGCGGCUUCAGCUGUUCCCUGUGGACACUGUUCCAUUUCAUGACUAUCCAAGCGGCAAACAACGAGGAUUCCCAGGAUCCAUUGGAAGUCCUGCAGGCCAUGCAUGGCUACAUCAAGAACUUCUUUGGAUGUACAGAGUGCUCCGAGCACUUUCAGGCAAUGGCAUCGAGGAGAAAAAUCUGGAGUGUGCCAAACAAGGAGGAGGCUGUUCUCUGGCUAUGGGCAGCCCACAAUGAGGUGAACCAGCGACUUGCUGGUGAUGCCACUGAAGAUCCAGAGUUCCCAAAGAAACAGUUCCCCUCCCCGGAUAGCUGCAGCGAAUGUUACCGGUCGCCUGGAACCAAGUCGGAGAAUUUGGAGAUCGAGUGGAACAAGGAUGCUGUGUUGGGCUUCCUCAAAAAUAUAUAUAAUCCGCAGUUCAUCAGUCGAUACGGUGUGCAGCGAGAGGAGCUGCUCCAUCCCACUGCCGAUAAGAUGCGGCAGAAACGUCAGAUCUCCAGCGUCUUCACCGACAUCGACAUGCGAAUGGGCAUGCUGCUGUACGCCUUCUGCAUCGUGAUGAUGGUUCUGGCAUUUAAACUGUUCGCCUUCAAGGGUUAUCGCAAGAAGCCCUAUGGCCACGACAUUCUGGGCAAGGUGUAGGAUAAUCCCUCGGAAAUGAUUCCACUAAUUCAUAAACAAAAAAGACACCGAACACCGAGAAACGGAAUUUACUACGACCACCUCUUGCAUGUUUCGUAUUCGUGGCACCUAGAAUUAUGUUUAAGUUUAAAGUGUGUGUAUAUAUAUGAACAAUCUUCUUCCAGUUGUAGCCCUAUACAUAAUCGCUUUUUUACAACGACGAUGCACCUGAUUGUUUUAUUUUUUAGGUAUGCAAAUGUGAUUUUUCUCCAAAUGUGUGUAACUCCAGAGUCCGUUUGAAUAAAAACGAUCAAUGCUA
Messenger RNA from Drosophila eugracilis, 2357 nucleotides. RefSeq names its product sulfhydryl oxidase 1 (gene Qsox1). The transcript has 2 exons. Gene Ontology annotation, biological process: protein folding. The record is from RefSeq and is a predicted model, not a curated record. Gene Ontology annotation, molecular function: flavin-dependent sulfhydryl oxidase activity; protein disulfide isomerase activity. Gene Ontology annotation, cellular component: Golgi membrane. The coding region runs from base 152 to 2059 and encodes 635 amino acids. Lineage: Eukaryota; Metazoa; Arthropoda; Insecta; Diptera; Drosophilidae.